This is a messenger RNA of Eucalyptus grandis, 604 nucleotides long. Its product is annotated as immediate early response 3-interacting protein 1. NCBI's taxonomy places the organism in Eukaryota, Viridiplantae, Streptophyta, Magnoliopsida, Myrtales, Myrtaceae. Gene Ontology annotation, cellular component: COPII-coated ER to Golgi transport vesicle; endoplasmic reticulum membrane; Golgi membrane. The transcript has 2 exons. Gene Ontology annotation, biological process: endoplasmic reticulum to Golgi vesicle-mediated transport. The record is from RefSeq and is a predicted model, not a curated record. The coding region runs from base 366 to 599 and encodes 77 amino acids.
CUUUUCAUCUCAAUCGCAACGCAAAUCGUGAAACUACAGUGAUUGUCAGAAUCCUUUCGUGUAUUAUCAACGGGAAAUUCUGAAACUCUCUGCUUUCUUUUAAUUGUAUAUAAUUUAGGUGGCAGCUCAGUGCUUUUGUAUGCGAUUUCUUGACUCUGUGGUGUCUGUUGAUGAAACUGGUUGUCACAUUGUCUUCUUAUUCUGAUCUCGUAUGAUGUAGUACCGUCUCUCGGUCUGAUCUUGAUAGAACUAUAUUGUCUUCUUGUCUGGAGAAUCAAGAAGAGAACUGGCCUGUCAUAGAACCAAAUGUACAAGCUUUCGUUAAGCCGUCGAUUUGAAAACAUCUCGCAAAACUCAUCAAGGGAAUGGGUUUGUGGACGUUGCUUGAAGGCCUUUUGCUUCUUGCAAAUGCACUGGCAAUAUUGAAUGAGGACCGUUUCCUCACUCCACGAGGGUGGAGCUUUCAAGAAUUUCCAGGAGGCAAGGUCAAGUCACUGAAAGGGCAGGUUCUUGGUCUCAUCAAUGCAACCCAAUACCUAAGGGUUCCGCUUAUCAUCUUAAACGUUAUCAGCAUAGUGGUAAAGCUGGUCUCAGGCUGAUUUUC